Molecule: messenger RNA, 2113 nt
Organism: Melopsittacus undulatus (budgerigar)
Lineage: Eukaryota; Metazoa; Chordata; Aves; Psittaciformes; Psittaculidae
Product: cytochrome P450 3A9-like
Exons: 13
Coding region: 45-1577 (510 amino acids)
Biological process (GO): steroid metabolic process; oxidative demethylation
Molecular function (GO): iron ion binding; oxidoreductase activity, acting on paired donors, with incorporation or reduction of molecular oxygen, reduced flavin or flavoprotein as one donor, and incorporation of one atom of oxygen; testosterone 6-beta-hydroxylase activity
Source: RefSeq, a predicted model, not a curated record
CAGACAUCAAGACAGAACUCAAAGGCAACCAGAGAAGAACCAAAAUGAACCUUCUUCCCUCCUUCCUUACGGACACAUGGGCCCUUGUGCUUGUUUUCGUAGUCCUCCUGCUAGUAUAUGGGACCUGGCCAUUUGGUGUGUUCAAGAAGCUGGGUAUUCCUGGGCCAAGACCUCUGCCGUUCUUUGGGACAUGCCUGGAAUAUCGCAAAGGUUUCUUGGAGUUUGAUGAUGAAUGCUUCCAGAAAUACGGGAAAAUCUGGGGGAUUUAUGAUGGCAGGCAACCUGUGGUGGCUGUCAUGGACCCCCAGAUCAUUAAAUCUGUGUUGGUGAAAGAGUGCUACUCCACCUUUACCAACAGGAGGCAUAUAGAUCUAGCAGGGGUGCUGAACAAUGCUGUCUCAUUAGCUGAAGAUGAACAGUGGAAAAGGAUUCGUACUGUGCUCUCUCCAACCUUCACCAGUGGGAAACUAAAGGAGAUGUUCCCUAUAAUGAAACACUAUGGGGAAAUGUUGGUGAAAAAUGUCCAAAAGCAAGUGGAAAAGAACGAUUGUAUAUCUGUAAAGGACAUCUUUGGAAGCUACAGCAUGGACGUUGUCACCAGCACUUCAUUUGGUGUGAACCUUGACUCCAUGAACAACCCCAAAGACCCCUUUGUCAGAGAGAUGCAGAAGCUGGUCAAGUUUGACUUUUUUGACCCAGUCUUCAUCUUGACGUUUGUAUUCCCAUUUAUUACUCCUCUUUUGGUCAAGAUGAAUGUAAGCUUCUUCCCUGGUGAUGCUGUAGAUUUCUUCAUGAGAUCCCUCUCCAAAAUUAAGCAGGAUCGUGAAAAGGAGACCCACAAGGGCAGAGUAGAUUUUCUGCAGCUGAUGAUCGAAUCCAAAACCUCCAACAAUCACGGGAGCAAUGGAGCAAAUCACUCAUAUAAGGCCCUGACUGACACAGAGAUCCUAUCACAAGCAUUCAUCUUUAUAUUUGCUGGGUACGAGCCCACCAGCAACACGCUCUGUUACCUGGCAUACGAACUGGCCAUGCAUCCUGAUGUGCAGCAAAAACUGCUGGAUGAAAUAGACACCGUUUUACCCAACAAGGCUCCUCUCACUUACGAUGCAAUGAUGCAGUUGGAAUAUCUUGACAUGAUAGUGAGUGAAACCCUUCGGCUCUUUCCCAUUGGAGGACGAAUUGAGAGAGCCUGCAAGAAAGACGUCGAAAUAAAUGGAGUGACCAUUCCCAAAGGAACCCUUGUUAUGAUCCCACCCUAUACCCUGCACCGCAACCCCGAGUACUGGCCAAACCCAGAAGAAUUCAGACCAGAAAGAUUCAGUAAGGAAAACAAAGAGGGCAUAGACCCAUAUACUUACCUGCCCUUUGGAGCUGGUCCCCGGAACUGCAUUGGGAUGCGCUUUGCUCUGCUGACUCUGAAAGUUGCCAUCGCCAGCCUGUUGCAACAUUUCACCUUCCAGACCUGCAAAGAAACCGAGAUCCCUCUCCAGCUGAGUUCACAGGGACUCCUAAAACCAAAGAAACCAAUUAUUCUGAAGUUAGUCCCCCGGACCAACGCUGCAUCAGCGGAGGCAUAAAACCCAGCUGUCUCUGCAACAGUUCUCCAGUGUCUAAUGAGUGCUGUGCUAGCAAAGGGAUCACACAUCAGAGGAAAUCUCUCCUACACGUACAGGCACACAAGAGCAGCUCUAGUUAGUUCUGGAAGCAAUUACUACAUAUUUACUAAUGAACAUAGCUGUCAGAAAUGUAUCGUGGUUCACUGGGCAGUGACAAUACACAGUCUCCUUAAUUCUGAUUGCAGAAAACAAGAAAUAAAUCCAAAUGAGGAGCUGAUCACCCUCUUCUAACUAUUCUAUGAUUCUAAGGGAACCUCUCCAUCUGGAGAGAAGGAAUUACUGUUGCAUCCAAGAGAAACAAGGUGUGAUGGAAAUUCAAGUCACCAGACCCUGUGAGGCAGGGAUGGGUGGUGUUCUUGGUGUAUCUAUGCUUGAGAUUUCAUGUGUUAUAAUUGAGAUGACUGGUGUGAGACUACAUCCUAGUUACCAAACCUCUCUUGUGCCAUGUGUUAAUUAAACUAAAGUGUGUACAAAUACUGUCAUUAAAAAUGUUUGAG